This is a messenger RNA of Oikopleura dioica, 2535 nucleotides long. Lineage: Eukaryota; Metazoa; Chordata; Appendicularia; Copelata; Oikopleuridae. The record is from the annotation of a GenBank genome assembly.
AUGGAUGAUAUCGGACAUGUUCUACAGGCGAAUUACGCCCACACUUAUGAAGCUGAGAGCUCGAACGGAUCCAAACGCACGAUCCGAAUAAAGCCUGGCGACAAAUACAUUCUUCUCAAGAAGACAAACGAUGACUGGUGGGAUGUCAUCCCUUAUGAUGAGGAUCCCGGCGUGAAGCAUUUUUAUGUCCCAAGUACAUUCGUAAAGCCCGUCGAUCGACCCAAAGUCGAAGCUUCAGACCAUCCAGACUUUAACAAACAGCUCCGAAAGAUCAGAAAAGAACAAACUCGUCGUCCACAGUCAACAUUUAUCGACGGCGCUACUCUCGCAUCGCCAACUGGUCAUGAAUCUUUCAACUCGAGUCUUUCCCCUCAUCAAGUCAGCUAUGAUCAGCGCCGCUCGACAAGUCCCAAUCCGAAGACAUUUGUGGACAUGAGUACCUCUACCCUUUCUACCUCCCAAGAGCACCUGGACGAAAUGUCGAACGCGCUAACUCUCGGUGUAGCUGCCCUCCCGUCCGGUAUCGCUGGACGAGUCACGCCAGUCGUCCCCGAUCGCGCUUUGAAACCGCGAAACGAUCCGUACGCAGAUAUGGACAUUCGCUGUACGACGCCCGAUCCAAUGCGUCCGAUCUCACCAGAUUAUGAAGAUGUGCUUUAUUAUGAGCCUCCAGCAGUGACUGACGAUGAGAACAUUGAUAGCUCCGGUCCCAAAAAGAAAACAAGGGGCGGAAUGUCGAUGACGAAAAGGACGCGUCAGAGGCUAGCCGAAGCGCCGGCCCCAGUAAAGGUUCAUCAGCGAACGACCUCUGCUACCUCGGAAAGUGACGUCUUCAGUGGUGAAAUAUCGAAUAUAAGACCAGAAGGAUACCGCUUUGAAGUGCGAGAUUCGAAAAAAGCCUGGGUCAAUGUUCAAUCUGGCGAGGUUUGGUUGGAAGAGUAUCAAAAUCAAACUGGAGAUGUUGUCUACUAUAACGAGAAGUCUACGCAGCUUCUCUCCGAACUUCCUUCGCCGAAAGCUGAAGAGCCGAGUCCAGUUAAUCUUGUUUUCAAAGAAGGAUCCAUCCAGUGGGCCAAAUUUGAAGGGUCAAAAAAGGCAAGCAAGCUCAUUUCUGGCUGGGGAAUGAUCUACGGAGAUCAAUUUCUCAUUCAUAAAAAAGCUCCGCCAAGAAGUAACAACGGCACGAUUUUGUUCGGCAAAGCAGAUGAACCGCUGAUCUCCAUUAAACUUCACAAAUGCGAGUUGCGACAAGACUCUGACAGAUAUAAGAAAGAUGAUCCCGUUGGUCACAUCAUCGACAAAUCGAGAAAGGAGCAUUUUGGCGUGAUCUUUUCUAACUCGAGUGAAAGUAAUGACUGGUUUCAUCAUCUGCAUAUGCGUGCCUCACAAUUUGAAGGGCCAAGCUAUAAGAAAGCCUCUCAAAAAAGAGCGACCUUCCGUCUGCGAUCGGUGAAGAAGUCUGACCCGGCACAAAUCCAAAAAGAGCUCUCAAAAGUCACUCUUCAGCGAUCAAAAAGAAAGUCCAUCGAUAAAGAAGAAAAUGCAAAGCAGAGUACAUGGGAUUCCUGGUUCCGAAGGCGCCCGAAUAGAGACAAACUCGUCAAAAACGGAAUAAUCAAAACAAACUACUUUGGAACUACUCUCGCCGAUCUCUACAUUCGCGACAAGCUGAUGGUUCCGCAUUUCGUGAAUUGGUGCAUCGAAAGAAUUGAAACUGACCUCACACAAGACGGCAUUUAUCGUGUCGCUGCAAAUCAAAGUACUGUACAUUCCCUAAGGAUGCAGGUGGAUCAAGGAGUCGAUGCAGAAAAAUGGAAAUAUGGAAAUGACACUCAUGUCCUAUGUGGCACCCUCAAGAUGUCGACCGAAACCGAGACUUCCGUAGAUCAUCUCGGCGUUACCGUCCUUGAGCGUCGGAGAACUGAUAUUCCUCAAUGGUUAGAAAAGCUCAAGCUUGGCUGGCUCCUAGAGACGGACAAUGCACAUGAGCUUUUCGAUAAUCGCCCGCUGUUAGAAGAACUGGAUAUUGAUCCAGCGGAAAUUUGGUACAAAAUACGCUGUAUUCUGUUGCCAGUUUUUAUAUCCAAGUGGGGCUAUCAAAAGCACGUUCUCCGCGAUAAUCCAGACUUCUGGGGCCCUUUACUGAGCGUCACCAUUUUCUCCGCGAUUUCUGUUUGGGGACAGAGCCACGUUGUUGGCUGGAUUUAUACGUUUUGGUUUUGUGGUUCUGGAUUGAUAUUUGCACUUGGAAGAGUUCUUGGAGGAGAUGUCACUUACUCCCAAUGCUUGAGUAUCAUUGGAUACAGUUUACUCCCACUUUCGACAGUGUGUUUUACGAUGAUGCUGACAGGAAGCACAAAUGGAAAUGGAAUGAGCUUCCUCGGAUACAUCCUCUGGCUGUUAGGCAUCACAUGGUCCUCUUAUUCCGCAGCCUCUCUUCUCGUUGCCGACGAGUUUCUCGACAAAAAACCUCUGAUCGCCUAUCCAAUUAUUCUCCUGUACAUCUACUUCAUGCAUUUUUUCACUGGUGUUUAA